AUGCUCUUCAGCCUUAUCCUCGCCAGCCUCCCCACUGGUGUCUCCGCCACCACUAUGCAGUGGACGAACGCCACCCUCGGACACAAGUGGACGGCCGCGCAGCUCGCCAACUCCUCCUUCCCAAAGCAGGAGCUGCUAGCGCGCGUGCACUGGCACCCGGCUCCUGAAGCCUCGGGCGUGGCAACACUUUCCAUCUCCACUAUGUCUGCCACCAUCUCAACCGUCAAGCGUUCGUCCUUCACUACUGUACCUGCGUCCAAGCCCACUACGCGGUCGGCACAGUCCUCCGCCGUCUUGAAACACUCCAGCUCCGCCUCGGCAUCCUCCAACUCUUCUGUAAAGCCCUCCACCUCGGCGCAUCCUGCUUCCGCCUCGAACGCCACACCCCUCCUCUGCGUAGGCGCGCGCAACGCCACGGCGGUCCUCGUGCCGUGCCACGACGCGGCGUCCGCCCUGGUCUUCGGGACGCACAACCACAUUGGUGCGGGGCGGGGCUGCCUCGCCGCCCUUUCGACCGCGCCAAGCAACGGCACACGCGUCGUGGUGGAGGAGUGCGAUCCCGCCUCAGACGCCCAAAUCUGGAAGUGGCACUCCGGAAGCGCGUGGACGUUCAGCCACGCCGGCCUGUGCCUCGACGUCACGGACGGCGUGUACGCCGUCGGCACGCCGCUGCAGCUGUGGAGCUGCGAGGGCGCCAGCCAUGCCAACCAGGCGUUCGCGUGGCAUAAGCUUCUCCGCCUCGACUACGGCGCCGACCCGGUCGACAUCGACGCCAUCACACUCUCGUGGUAG
Messenger RNA from Cutaneotrichosporon oleaginosum, 792 nucleotides. RefSeq lists its product as uncharacterized. The record is from RefSeq and is a predicted model, not a curated record. NCBI's taxonomy places the organism in Eukaryota, Fungi, Basidiomycota, Tremellomycetes, Trichosporonales, Trichosporonaceae.